Molecule: messenger RNA, 6240 nt
Organism: Pundamilia nyererei
Lineage: Eukaryota; Metazoa; Chordata; Actinopteri; Cichliformes; Cichlidae
Product: LIM and calponin homology domains-containing protein 1
Exons: 29
Coding region: 217-4332 (1371 amino acids)
Biological process (GO): positive regulation of stress fiber assembly; regulation of focal adhesion assembly
Cellular component (GO): stress fiber
Molecular function (GO): myosin II head/neck binding
Source: RefSeq, a predicted model, not a curated record
CUGGCUUGGAAGCUGGUUGUUUGCCCACAUACUCUUAACAGGAGCGAUACGGGAGCAGCAACUGGUUCGUCCGUCUUACCGGUGCUGCUGCUGCUACAGCACCUUCUACAAUCAGGGGAAAACAGACUGGCCGACGCAUUUGACGACCAAUUUCGGUGGAAUAACGCUGCACCAAGCUGCUUUCAUACAUAUCUGCAGGACACAGCUUCUUCGCCAAUGGCAAGUCCGGUUGCAGACAUAGGACAGUCUCAUCAGCAUCACCCCGUGAACGAGUCGGCCGCACAGUCCGCGUUUCUGGAGGCGCAGAAAUGGAUAGAGGCUGUGACAGGAAGAUGUUUUGGUGAGAAGGAUUUCCGAGGAGGUUUGGAGAAUGGAAUACUACUGUGCGAGUUGCUGAGCUCAAUUAGACCUGGACUGGUGAAGAAAAUCAAUAGACUUCCAACACCGAUUGCUGGCCUAGACAACCUCAGUGUGUUUUUGCGUGGCUGUGAGGAGUUAGGACUGAAGGGCUCCCAGCUCUUUGACCCUGGAGACUUGCAGGACACAUCAAUACGCCCCACGGCCAAGGGAAGUGACGGCAGUCGAAAGCUCAAGAAUGUUUUAAUUACUAUCUACUGGUUGGGUCGUGCUGCCAAUAGCUGUACAUCCUACAACGGGCCCACGUUGGACCUGAAAGAGUUUGAGGGCCUGCUGUCACAGAUGCGAAAGGAGACAGAAGAGGCAGAGAGCCCUAAACGCAGCAUCCGGGACAGUGGCUACAUUGACUGCUGGGACUCUGAGCGCAGCGACUCUCUCUCUCCGCCACGCCACGGGCGCGAGGAUUCAUUCGACAGCCUGGACUCCUUCGGAUCACGCUCAAGACAAACCCCGUCACCAGACGUCCUGGUCGCCCGCGGCAGCAGUGAUGGCCGUGGCAGCGACUCGGAGUCUGACGGCGCUCCUCACCGGAAGAUGCCAGACGUUCGUAAGGAUGACAUGUUGGCACGACGGACGUCUGUCAGCGAGCCACGAACCGCCGUACCCUUUAACCAGUACCUGCCCAACAAGAGCAACCAGAGUGGAUAUCUGCCAACGCCACUACGCAAAAAGAGCAACGACAAAGAGGAGGGAGGACGCAAGAGCUGGAGUACCGCCACUUCACCUGUAGGGGGUGACAGACCUCUUAGUCUAAAUGAGGUCUGUAGCUUAGAAAUCCCUCCUGGAGAAUCCCCUAGUCCAUCCCCCGCCCUGCCCCUUAAACCCUGUACACAGAUUCAAAAGGAGAACCACAUUAAAAAGGACAAGCACGAAGGGAGGCAGUCUGCAUCUCCGCCUUGCAUUGAGAUCCAUACAGCAGGCAAAAGAAGGAGAAGUGAGCCUCUGCCCAGUAGUCUCCCCCAGCCCCAAGCAGAGCCCCCAAGAGAGACUGUAAUUCAUCUGAUGGUCACCUCUGAGCAAAGUACUCCAGCUCGCUCGUGCUCAGAGGAAUUCUUCCACCAUUCGUCGACCCUAGCAGCAAAUGCCACGGCCGCCUCCGUGUUUCAAACGAGCCCCAUCAACACAGCUGGGAAGCAUUCACCUGUGACACACCAGGAGGAUGUCGCAAUAAGGAAAGGAGUUCCUGGUUCUCUGGUAGCUGCAGAUGCAAAAGGAGAUGAUAAACAGGCUUGUCAAAUACCGACCUCACCCAAAUGUAUCGUCACCCUGAGUCCGUCUAGCUUCCUUCCCGUGCCCACUGCCAUGGCAACCGCAUCAACAGAAACGACUGAUACGUGCCGGCAGAAGGGAAAGCCACAGACUGAAAUGGAUGAAGGCACGUCUUGGGUGGACAGCAGUCUUCCAGCAAAAUUCAGCCACACAGAUUGUGUGUCAGAUGAUCCGCAGAGUGUGAGUAUGAUCGACAUGCGUGGUGAGGAAGAAGCCACGUUACAGCCGCACAGUCAGGUGCGUCAUGAGCGGAUGCAUAACCAGUACAACAAAAUGAAGGAAGAGGAGGACCACUGGCAGGAUGACCUGGCCCGAUGGAAAAGUCGGAGGAGGAGUAUUUCCCAGGAUCUGAUCAAAAAGGAGGAGGAAAGGAAGAUGAUGGAGCGCCUGAUGUCAGGAGACACCUAUACCUCUCAGAGGAGAAGAAGCAUCAAGACCUAUAGGGAGAUAGUAGAGGACAAGGAGCGUCGUGAGGAGGAUCUACGGCAGGCAUACAAGAAAGCCAAAACUCCUGAGGAGGCGACUGCCAUUCUCCAACGUUACGCCCAGCGUUUCUCCAUAAGCGAAACAGUCCUCGAACGCCUGCAGCUGCCAAAGUUGUUGGACCGCAGCAUAUCCGCUGACCCCUCCUUCCCCACCUCACCUUUCCCGCUCUCCCUCUCCCUGUCAGCCUCUCCCACGACACCAGACCCUUUCGAUUCUGACUUCAAUGGGCCCAUGAGGUAUCUGCGCCAGCAGUCUGCCCCGACUCCAAAGUUUACUUCUACAUUUGAGGCGCGAAUCGAGGAGUUUCCCAAAGAACCGUCCUCACACCAGCGGUCUCAGAUACGCUCUCGCUCCUCUGAACCGCCAUCAACCCGAGCCCUGUCACCCAAACCGGUGCCUUUGCUGAUGCCCAAGCCUUAUUUCCAGGCCCGACCUGCAGGAGGUGAAACUUGGAACAACAAGGUGGAUGGUUUGCUGCGAGUAAAUGGUGACGUUGGAAGUGACGAUGUUCCCACCACACCUGAGAGUCAAGGGAGGGACUCGCCUCCCCAUUUUCAGGCAUCCCCUUCCCAAAGCAAAAACAGCACUGUAGAUGGUGCUGUAGAUGUUCCCUUGUCAGAAACCUCACUCCCUCACAGUACCCACACCUCUUCUAGGGAAGGAAGUCCAGUGUCAACAAAGGCAAAGGAGACACAAGAUGUUACAGAGAUAGCUUCUGAGGACACUCAGGAGGUCCAGGAGGAGAAAGUCACUGAGUCAACACCACCCAGCCGGCCCACCUCACUCCCAUCAGAGCUGCAGAAGCCACAGGAAAGCUUUGGAAAGACUGGAAACCAGACAGCAGCUGCUUCAGAGGAAGAAAAGCCAAAUGCUGUAGCUCAUCAAAACCCACCUGCAGGUAAAGCCAAACAAGAACAAGAAAUGUCCAAACCAUCUAGUGAAGACCUCUCUAAUCUUGUCCAGUCUGGGGUUGAUAUACAGUCAUAUCAGCCAGCCAAUGAUCCCUGCUCCCAGGAGCUCUUACCGAGGUCAGAGAUGUCAUCAAGCUCAGCUCCACCAGGAUCAUCUGCUUAUCACCAGCAAUGGGAAACAAAAGCAGAGCUUGCAAACAGUGUCAGGUCUUCGUUGGCAACCAGCAGCCCUAAAUUACGCUGGGAGUUCUUCGCUCUGCAAGAAGAGGCGGAAAAGGAUCACCGUGGAAAUGUGUCAGUUCCGGUGUUACCCCAGGCCAAGCGGGGAGACCGCUGGUCUUGGGACCCGGAUGAGGAGCGAAAGCGUCAGGAAAGGUGGCAGCAAGAGCAGGAGCGCAUGCUGCAGGAGAAGUACCAGCGUGAGCAGGAGAAACUGAAGGAGGAGUGGGAGAAAGCACAGAAGGAGGUGGCAGAGGAGGAGAGGAAGUACCACGAGGAGGAGCGUCGGAUACUGGAGGAAACUGUGACGCCUCUGACGCCCCGCUCUUCCGCCCUGCCCUCCCCCAGUCGAGGUGAACUCUCCUCUCUCCCAACUGAUCCUCAGGACACUAUCGUUCGUUCUCUUGCUGACUGGGAACGUAAACAGGAACUGCUGGAGAGGCAAUCGAGGGAGAGCACAGAGAGCGUGGAUCUGAAACGGAGAGAAAAUGACCGGACUAGUGACAUCAGCACCGCUGAUGACAGCAUGAAAACAGCCAGAAGCUCAAUGAGUCAGAGCAGCAGUCAGGUGGAGAAAUUUGGUCACAGCCUACAGAAUGGCCAAAAGCUUCCUCCGGUGCUGGCCAAGUCUUCAACUCCAGUCAAGAAACAACAAGAACUCCCAGCAGACGGCAGCAAACCUCCAGGAGGACGAAGGAGUGGCCCUAUUGAUAAUAACAUGGGCCGCAGCUCAUCAAAAACCCCUGCAGCAUGCCCACCACCCUCUGACGCACUGCCUCCAGCACCCAACAGGUCUGUCAGUGGGAAGAAGCUGUGUUCCAGCUGUGGUCAGCCAUUAGGGAAAGGGGCUGCCAUGAUCAUAGAGACCCUCAGCCUCUAUUUCCACAUCCACUGCUUUAAGUGUGGCGUGUGUAAAGGACAGUUAGGCGAUACAACCACAGGGACGGAUGUUCGAAUAAAAAACGGCCUCCUCAACUGCCACCAGUGCUACAUCCGCUCCCGCUCUGCCGGACAGCCAACCACAUUGUGACGCUCGACUGACAAGCACAAGGUUCAAAGGAAGAACCCCCCCAUCCCUGUUUUAACCUGAUUAUCUGCAAAUCACGUCCUUCGCAGCGUGUCAGAAUCUUUGCAUCUUCUGCAGUUCGAUAACCAUUCAAGAUUCAUUAUGUGGCCCAAAUGUGGGGGAAAAAAAAAUCUUCAUAUGUGUGUCAUCUGAUGCAUGAGUGAAAUCUGGAUUUGAUUGGUCCUCAUGCCACCACAGACUGUGUUUCAUCACGCAGCAGCGAGAAAAAGACUGCUCUGAGGCGGCAGCCAUGUUGAAAAGAAAACACAUCUGCAGAUGCUUCAAACACAGGUAGACUAUGUUGAUGCCCUGUACUGUCUGAAUGAACACACAAAAACAAACAAGGUGUUCAAAAAUGUGAAUUAUUGCCAGUAUAUUAUAUCACUUUUUAUCGUUUAAGAGAGAUUUUCUUAAUUUGGAGGGAUAAGCAUCCAAAAACUGGAAAGAAUAUAGAUUAUGCGGUAAGGCAGCUAGGCAGACAGAGAGCCUAAACAGGUUUAAUCCAAAACACAUUAAUAAAUGUAUCCUCCUUCAGUUAAGUGAUAAAUUACAGCAAACAGAUAUAGAAAGUGCAAUAAAGGUGACUAUUUAGACUCAAAUACAAUAUAGAGCAAGCCACUAUUUUUAUCCUUUGGCCAUUGCAGUGACCUCCAGUGUCUCUUUUUCUUUACAGAAUAAAAUUAGCUUCGAGUAUAAAGACAUAGUAUGGAUGUAGGUUCAUCAUUAGGGCAAUAACAGGACUUAAAAGCUGGUUUUGUGCUUUUGGGUCACAGCAGGUUGUUCCUCUUCCAAUCUAUCAGCUUGGAAAGUCAAGACUUCAAUGUGCCUUAGGAAAGCAAGGUGAUGCAGGAAAAAACACCAGCUGUAUGAUGGUGUUUUAUUUCUCCUUUAUUUUAUGUUGUUUUAUUUUAUUUUGUUGGAGGGAUCUGGCCAAAUUUUAAACUGCAGACAAGAAGGCUGCAGCUCUCCCUCACAUCACGCUUUAUUUUAGUUGAUAAGUACUGUUUAUUUUCACUCAAAUUUGAUUUCCUAAUUCCCCCGCCUCCCUUCCUCUGUGGUUUGCAGUGCUAUAAAAAAUGCAAAGACUGGAAUAAAAUGAGAUAAAGCGUGUGAUGUCUACUUGGUAAAAGACAGAUUAUGUAUACUGCAGGGGAAAAUUUCAUUUAAUUUGGAUGUUUUAUUCUAGAGUGAUAUAGACUUCUCUAUGCUUUUAAUUGAGGUAAUUUUGAUAAUGGCUCAAUGAUAGAAUUCAUUUAUACCUUGAAAAUUAAAAAAAAAAUCACUAAUACACGUUAUUACUAGGUAAAGAGCAAAAAUACUAUAAACAUAUACCAGCAGCAGCUGCACCUGUGCAAUAUUUGGUUGGAUGAAAACUAAAGAUUUGUGGCGCUGGCUGCACAUUUUCAGUCACUUGCUUCUUUUUUAAGGUGUAUGAGAAGAGCUCUUCCUGUUAUGUGUUGUGGAUGUAAUGAAAAAAAGUGCACGUUUAAGCCUAAAACCAAAUGAUUUGCUGUAUGAAAGCAAACUAGCAAACAGCCUCCUUUUUCUCCUCCUGAACUGUGUCCUAUAGCCAAGCUUCCCCUCUGGGGUCAUCUCUUGAUCUACAGUAUUUUUAAACUUCUGUUAUGAUUGUGUAUUUUUUUUUUCUCAAUUUAGUUAACGAAUAAUUGUCAAGCCCAGUCUCUUAUAGCGGGAUCUUUGAGACGGAGCUCUAUAUUCAGACGGUCUUCUUAUCGCAGGAUAGUUGGGGAAUGAAACCUUUUACGUCUGUUCUGUAUUUAUUGUAAUAUUCACCUGAGCACUAUGCGAAAUAUAGAUUAAUUUGAUGUUUAAAUGCAUUUGCAUUUAUAGCAUACUGUAUGUUUAUAAAUA